AUGCACCACCAAAACCGAAAACCACCGAGACCGAGUCCCUCUAUCACAAGCAACCAUAAUAACAAUACCAUUGGCAACCAUCGUCAUCACAAUAAACGUGGCGAGUUGCGUCGGUUCCCUAAGAUCUCUCAAGCCCAUUCACUGCCUACUGUACCAUCGGAGGAUGGGAAGGAUGAUGAGCUGAUCACGCCGCUACAAUCUCAGGAUUUUGAUUUCCGCGAGGUACAGCAUCGAUAUUUGAUGGCUUUGCAUAAUGAGGAGGAGCAAAGUGAGAAUAAUGAUGGCACUGUUUCGUGA
Molecule: messenger RNA, 297 nt
Organism: Caenorhabditis remanei
Lineage: Eukaryota; Metazoa; Nematoda; Chromadorea; Rhabditida; Rhabditidae
Exons: 1
Coding region: 1-297 (98 amino acids)
Source: RefSeq, a predicted model, not a curated record